AUGGAUGAAGGCUCCACAAGCGCCAUUGUGCUGCAAGUUUCUUCCUAUGCCAUUCGGUACGAUUGGAACGAUCUGGAAUCCAUUGAGCCAAGAAGCUUGAUCAAUUGUAUGGCAAUUCCGAAACGACUGGUUGAACCACAACUAGCAUUGUUGAAUCAAGAAGGAAUGGGUGUAACAUCCUCUUCAUCCACAAGCAAUACUCACCCGAACACAUCGGGUCAUCAUGAUGGAGGAGGCUCACAACAUGCAAAAUCAUUUCUCGCCUCAUCAUGUGAGAAGCAGGUCAUGAUGAUGAGAGGAAAAAUACUAGUUGAAAGAAAGACCAUCCAUCAAGACAAGAUGGACAAGGAGAAUUUCUUGGAAGGUGUAACUGUUGAAUUUGAUAGCCAUUACACUAAUGUGUUAGGAAAUGUAAAUAGUUCACCUUCAUCACAGUUGUUAACUAAUUUAGCAGUGGGAAAUGAAGCUCUUGAAUUGAAGAGAAAACAUCCCAAUGACUAUUUUUUAUAUUUUCCAAUAAGAUAUGGAAUAUUGAACACAGAAUUGAGUGAUUCGAAUGUACAUAUUAACGAGAAUACUGCCUUGGAAAUUUUGGUAAUUUUAAUAAGCAAAUGCCUGCGAGACUUGAUUUCAAAUGACAACACAAAACAGUCUGUUUUAUUAAUGUUCAGUGACUUAUUUAUUAAUCAGCAACAAUAUCAUUUGAAGUUUGUGAUUAAUCAAAUGCUUUUAACGUUUCCUAAUAUUGUCCAUCUAUCAGUACAAAAGGACAGUAUUAUGUCACUUUAUGGAAGCGGAAUCAUGCACCACCAAACAGAGUUAUACACCAUUGAUAUGGGAUUCACAAAGACGUCCGUUUAUUCAUACCAUCAUAAUGGUAGAUUAGCAAAUAUAAUUACAUUCCCUUAUGGUGGAAUAGACAUUUACAAUUUGAUUAUUGGAAUACUUCAAAUGUCCAAUCUAGAUCACAAUAUUGACAUCUCUUCUAAUUUAAAAGAGUUUGAUGAAAAUAUUCGAAAAUACUUUCUGACACUUAAAUAUAGUGCCCAUCAAGAAACGUUUCAACACGUGCAUAAUAUAAUGGUGGACGAUUCUCAGAAAUUAGCAAAAACCUUGACCAUCUCUAGUGAUGUAUUCUAUAUUGCUACAAAUAUGUAUUUUAAUACUAAAUUAUUACCUACCCCAAAGAAGAAAAUAUUUAGCGCCCUCAAUCCAUCAUCACAUUCAAAGGUUACCUCUAUCGAUAAAUAUUUAACCAAGUCAUUUAAGGGUGGACUAGGUGGAGUUACUAUUUGUCUAACAGGAGGGUUCUCAAACGUUCAACACUUACCUGAACAUUUGAAGGAAGUAUUGAAAAAGAAAAGAAUCAAAAUUUUAUACAGUAACGAACGAGAUAAAUUAGUUCCAGUUUAUGCAGUUACUUGGAAAGGAGGGGUUAUUAUUACCCAUGUAAUGGAGGCAUCAUCAGAUCAGGAUGAAGAUACUGCCAAUAAGGACAAGACAAAUUUGUUUGACAAACUUUUUGCGCGUAGAGAAGAAUUGCUUGCAAAGAAUGGCCUUAACAUGUCACCAAUUCUAGAUAAAAUCAUCUAA
Molecule: messenger RNA, 1593 nt
Organism: Naegleria fowleri
Lineage: Eukaryota; Heterolobosea; Eutetramitea; Acrasida; Naegleriidae
Exons: 1
Coding region: 1-1593 (530 amino acids)
Source: RefSeq, a predicted model, not a curated record